CUUCUAGUACAUAGUUAAUACCCAUUAUUUGUAAGUUAAUAGUGUAAAUUUUUGCGUAGUUUUAAAAUUUUGUUUCUAUAAAAUGAAAUUUCUUAUGAACAAUUAGAAAAUUUGAAAGCUACCGUUUAAGUAUUACAUAAGCUAUUUAAAAUGGACUCAUUGGAACAGCCGCCUGACUCUUUAGAAAACUUGGAUGAGCAAGAUAGUUUCAAUAAUAGUAGUGGAAUUCUCAAAAUUAAUAGAAACGAAAUUGAAGCUAUUCCUAUCAAUAAACAACCUAAAGAAUUACAAGAUCUGAAAGGUUUAGUUGCUUACAAUGUGAAUGAAUUUGAACAUUCAAUACUGAAACAAGUAGCUAAUAAUGAUGUUAAAAAUAUUGAGAUUACUGAAAAAAAUACCAUUGGAGCUUUAGUUUUAAAAGAAACUGAGAAUGAACGAAAAAUAAGAAUAGGUGAAAUGACUCCAUUUGGUACAGUUGAUACCCCAGAAAAUACCAAAAGUCUUGAAGAUAUUCUACAAAAAUAUUUACAAUCUCAAUUAAAACUCCAGUCAACAGCUCACAAACCUAAGAAAAAUAAUGUUGUUAAUUGUAUUAAAUUGAAGUCAGAAACAGAUUGUAGAUCCAUAAAAUCAACUUAUACUAAAGUUAAAUUAAAAAAAACAGAUUCUGAAAGUGAAUACUUUCCUUCUUCCGAAUCUGAGAGUGAAUUAAAAAUAUGUUCAAAAAAAAAGUCUGCUAAAAAAAAGAAAAUCCCUUCACAUUUUAAUAAAUUGUUAGAUGAAGAUAGUAAUGAUUCUGAUGAUGAUUUUUUUGAUUCCAGAAAAAAAUCAAGUCAAUAUAUCACAUUUGAUGAUGGCAUUGAAGAAAACUACCAAGAAAGGUUACAUGAAUAUGAAAAGUUUAAUGCAGAGAUAGCAACUGACAAUAAUGAUUUUUUCCACUUAAUUGAUGGUGAUUACUUUAAAGUACCAAAAGAAUUAUGGGAAAAAUUAUAUAAAUUCCAAAAAAUUGGAAUAAAAUGGUUAUGGGAACUCCAUCAAAAUGGUUAUGGUGGUAUUUUAGGUGAUGAAAUGGGUCUUGGAAAAACGAUUCAAAUCAUAGUAUUUUUUGGUGCUUUAUAUUGGAGUAGAAUAAAAGAAAGAAGAACAGGUGUGCGUGGUCUUGGUUCAAGCAUUAUUGUUUGCCCAGCUACAUUAUUAUAUCAAUGGGUUGAAGAAUUUCAUAAAUGGUGUCCACCUAUUCGUAUAGCUAUAUUACACGAAACUGGUGUUUUUAAGGGUAAACCUAAUGUUUUGAUUAGAGAAGUAUGGUCUAAUAAAGGAAUUAUAAUAACUACUUAUAAUGGACUCCUAACACAUGUUGAUGAUUUACUAAAAUUUGAAUGGCAUUAUACUAUUCUCGAUGAGGGACACAAAAUAAGGAAUCCUAAUGCUAAAAUUACUAUAGCAGUUAAACAUAUCAAAUCAAAUCAUAGGAUUAUUGUUUCUGGUUCUCCAAUUCAAAAUAAUUUAAAAGAAUUGUGGUCAUUAUUUGAUUUUAUAUUUCCAAGCAAACUUGGUACUUUACCAGCUUUUAUAAAAAGUUUUGCUAUACCAAUAACACAAGGUGGCUAUGCAAAUGCAACUGAACUUCAAGUAGCUACUGCUUAUAAGUGUGCUACAAUUUUAAAAGAUACUAUUAAACCAUAUUUGCUUCGAAGGCUCAAAUGUGAUAUUCAAUCUCAAAUCUCUCUUCCUGAAAAAAAUGAGCAAGUGCUUUUUUGUCGAUUGACCGAAGAGCAAAAAGUACUCUAUAAACAUUUUUUGGAUCAUUCAGAUUUAAUUCCAGAAAUAAUAAAUGGGAAUUGUAAAGUGUUUGUUGGUAUAUCACAACUGAGAACACUUUGUAACCAUCCAGAUUUAUUUCAAAAUAAUAUUGAAUCUGGCCCUUAUGGUCAUUGGAAGAAAUCAGGUAAAAUGAUUGUUGUUGAAGCAUUAUUAAAACUUUGGAAAAAACAAGGUCAUCGUGUUCUUCUUUUUACUCAAAGUGUUAAGAUGUUGCAUAUAUUUCAAUCAUUUAUGAUAGAACAAAAUUAUUCUUAUUUAAAGUUAGAAGGAUCUACAUCAAUAAGUUCUCGCCAACCAUUAAUUAAUAAAUUUAAUCAGGAUCCUUCAAUAUUUAUUAUGAUACUUACAACUAAAGUUGGUGGAUUAGGUGUAAAUCUUAUUGGUGCUGAUCGUGUUAUAAUUUAUGAUCCAGAUUGGAACCCAGCUACUGAUUUACAGGCCAGAGAACGUGCCUGGAGAAUCGGACAAUCUAGUCCAGUCACUAUUUAUCGACUACUAACAGCUGGAACAAUUGAAGAAAAAAUGUAUCACCGACAGAUUUUUAAACAAUUUUUAACCAAUAAGGUAUUAGUAGAUCCUAAACAGCGUCGAUUUUUUAAGUCCAAUUACCUAUAUGAACUUUUCACCCUUCAAGAUAUUGAUGAAAAUGGCUGUGUUGAAACAACAGAUUUAUUUGCGGGAACUGGUUCUGAAAUAAAAUUAAAACAGUUAAUUAAAGAACGGUGUGAAAGAAAAAGUACAAAAACAUUAUCUGCUCGCUGUUCAUUUACAGAAGAAAAAAUAGAAGCAAUGAAAAGAAAAGCUCGAGAACUUAGUAACAGGAUAGUUAAAAAACCUAAAACUACAUCCAAUGAAAAUAUAUGUAUUUUUGAAGAGUUCUCUACAAAUAAAAACACAUUAGAUACCAAAAAGUCGCUUUUAUCUUAUUCAAAUGAAGAUGUUGAUAAUAAAAGUUCAUCGGUAUCUAUGAAAGAGAAAUUAAAUGAAUCAUUCUGUAACAAUGGAAAAGAAAUUGUAAAUGAAUAUUCGAUUUCUAGUUGCUCAAAAGAAAAACAUGUACACUUAAAAAAACACGAUAAUUCUAAAAUACCUUAUUUAAUAAAAUGUGAUGUGUAUAAAGUACAAAACACUAAUGAAUGUUUAUCCAAAAAACAAGAUGAUUAUGUACUAGAAAAACUAUUUAACAAAACAGGAUUGAAAGCUGCAAUGAGACACGAUAAAAUUAUGGAAUCCACAAAAACAGAAAUCAUUUUAAUUGAAAACGAGGCUAAAAAGUUAGCGAAAAAAGCUAUUGAAGAGCUUGAAGCGUCUCGUGCUCAAUGCUGGGAACCAGGAACGGGUCGUUUAAAUUGGACUGGAUCUCGUGGUACCGUUAAACCAAAAUUACUAUUCAAUUCAAAAAAUCAGAGUCAGACAACUACAAGUUCAUCUCUAAUAGAAUUAAUGAAAAAACGAAACGGCCUUGUAGAAGCCACUAAUCAUGAAAUGGAAAUACUCAAUGAAAUAAGACAAUAUCUUUUAGAAAACAACUUUUGUGUCAACACAGAUCAAAUCGUGAAUAAAUUUCGUGAUAAAUAUCAAGCUGAAGACACGCCAUUAUUCAAAUCACUUUUAAGUGAAUUAUGUACAUUUCAUAGAUGUUCUGACAAGACUGGCGUAUGGAAGUUGAAAGAAAAAUAUUGUUAAAAACUAAAUGUUAUUUUUGUACAUUUAAAAGAUAAUAAUUCUCUAUUUGUUAUUUAUUUAUUUAUUUUUCAUCUUUUUUUUGUAAUCAUUUGCCUUGCUUUUUGCAACGGCUUGUUCCUACCUUAGUUAAAAUUAAAAACUUAGUUGAGCAGAAAAUAUUAAUUACUAUGUAAACAAAAUAUAUAAACUACAAGUGCUGUACAUCAUUCUAUUAAAAAAAAAAUUAUUAAAUUUAAA
This is a messenger RNA of Daktulosphaira vitifoliae (grape phylloxera), 3750 nucleotides long. RefSeq names its product DNA excision repair protein ERCC-6-like. Gene Ontology annotation, cellular component: nucleus. Gene Ontology annotation, biological process: transcription-coupled nucleotide-excision repair. The transcript has 17 exons. The coding region runs from base 151 to 3513 and encodes 1120 amino acids. NCBI's taxonomy places the organism in Eukaryota, Metazoa, Arthropoda, Insecta, Hemiptera, Phylloxeridae. Gene Ontology annotation, molecular function: ATP binding; ATP-dependent chromatin remodeler activity. The record is from RefSeq and is a predicted model, not a curated record.